Molecule: messenger RNA, 306 nt
Organism: Penicillium chermesinum
Lineage: Eukaryota; Fungi; Ascomycota; Eurotiomycetes; Eurotiales; Aspergillaceae
Exons: 1
Coding region: 1-306 (101 amino acids)
Source: RefSeq, a predicted model, not a curated record
AUGCCAGAGAGUCGACAAUGGAAGGCGCAGAGGCAGAUACAGAUAUUGAUCGAUGCCUUGUGCCCGAAGUGGUCUUCUGUAGUCUCCAGGCCACGAGAAAUGGUACAAAGACCUUUCAUCCGUGCCGGUUUCCGUUGGCAGCUGGGCCGACAUCGUAGCCACGAAGAGGCCAGGGAGGUUGACUGGCAACUCGAAGCCGACCGGCUUCGAGACCUCAAGCGCGACUGCGAGACCCUCGCUGGGAUUGACUUGUUUAAAGCCCGAAGGAUGCAGUUGUUGAGUAUUGGAAGCUCAGAUGGUUGGUAG